Fraxinus pennsylvanica is the source of this 945-nucleotide messenger RNA. The record is from the annotation of a GenBank genome assembly. NCBI's taxonomy places the organism in Eukaryota, Viridiplantae, Streptophyta, Magnoliopsida, Lamiales, Oleaceae.
AUGAGCAGUUUGAGCAUGGUGGAGGCAAAGCUGCCGGCGGGGUUUAGGUUCCACCCAAGAGAUGAUGAACUCAUAUGUGAUUACUUGAUGAAAUGGGUGUCCACAGGCGGUGGAGGUGGUAGCGCCGCUGCUGGACAUGUCCGACCUCCUCUACUGAUCGAAGUUGAUCUCAACAAGUGCGAACCUUGGGAUAUUCCUGAAAAUGCAUGUGUUGGAGGCAAGGAUUGGUACUUUUACACCCAACGUGACCGGAAAUAUGCGACUGGAUCGCGAACAAAUCGAGCCACAAUUUCUGGGUAUUGGAAGGCCACUGGGAAGGACAUGGAAGUACUUCGAAAGGGUACCCUAGUCGGCUUGAGAAAGACUUUGGUAUUCUACGAGGGUCGGGCACCCAAAGGAAGAAAGACAGGUUGGAUUAUGCAAGAAUUUCGAUCCGAAGGACCCUUUGCUCCUCCUAAAUUUAAUUCUCCUGAUAUGGUAGAUUGGGUGUUAUGCAAAGUGUUCCACAAAAACAGAUCAAAAGUUUGUGCCAAACAAGAAUUGGGAAGCAAUUAUGAAUAUGAUCGUAAUCAAAAGACAGAAUCUUGGUCUCUUCCACCAUUAAUUGAACCCAACAAUAUCACCUAUGACCAAGUUGAUGAGCAAGUGUCCUGCUUCUCCAUUUUUACCCCAAACCAAACAAACCCUAAUUUCUCAAACCUCACCCACAUGGAUCAAGAUUUGUCCACUAAAAUCAUGCCAAAUUUUCCACAUCAACUUGGAGUGAAUAUUAAUUCAAACCCUUCCUAUGACAAAAAGUUGGUGACUGAUGUUCUGAAGCACGUUUACACGAGGGACGCGACGAACCCUAACACGAAAUUCUCCCCGAGCUUCGGGGAAGGAAGUGCAGAGACUUACUUGUCUGAAGUUGGCUUGCAGCAGCCUCCCAUGUGGAAUUACUAUUGA